Molecule: messenger RNA, 1382 nt
Organism: Aplysia californica (California sea hare)
Lineage: Eukaryota; Metazoa; Mollusca; Gastropoda; Aplysiida; Aplysiidae
Product: thyrotropin-releasing hormone receptor-like
Exons: 2
Coding region: 1-1053 (350 amino acids)
Biological process (GO): G protein-coupled receptor signaling pathway
Cellular component (GO): membrane
Molecular function (GO): G protein-coupled peptide receptor activity
Source: RefSeq, a predicted model, not a curated record
AUGCCAUUAUCUAGGUUGUGGACUAAUCAAGAGGUUUAUUCUCCUGAUGGGAACGAGACCGCGUUAAUGGCGACAACCACAGGUUCUAGUCUUUCGUCAACAGACAUACUUAGCGACGAGGUGACCAACUCUGUGGUCAUCUGUGGUCUUCUCAGUCUACUCGGUGUGCUGACCAACGUCAUCAACAUUGUGGUGUUUGCCAAGCAAGGGUUUCAAGACAGCAUGAACAUUAGUCUCAUGGGACUAGCAGUAUCUGACCUGAGCUCACUGGUGACCAUGAUCUGGCUCAGUAUAUUAUGUUACAAGCCGCUGUUCUACCACCCAGAGCUGCCCUUUGACCCGAUGGACAUCAUGUACCUCACAGGAGCCACGCCACAUGUACUCUUUGCCAAAAUCUCCAGUUUUAUCACCGCAUUCAUCACCUUUGAGCGAUGUUUGUGUAUAGCAGUACCUCUGAAGGUUAAGAUGAUUAUCACACCCGUAAGGAAGAAAAUGAUAAUUAUUUCUAUCUACAUUGUCGUGUCCAUUUUGGUUAUCCCCUUCUGCUUCGGAAACAGACUUAUCUGGGCUUUUGAUUUCACCAGGAACGCUACAAUACUAAAAAUUACCUACACGGACGAGAGAGAAAUACUAGAAGCGAUUACGUUUCUCACCCAAGGCGUAUUUGCUUCCGCACUUUCUUUCGUCUUUGUGGUCUGCUGUACCAUUGUUCUUGUCAUCAAACUCAACAGCAAAACAAAAUGGCGUCAGGCAGCCAGUGCUGAUCAUGCAAUGGAACGAGCUGGGGUCAAAGAUAAAAAGGUUGUGAAGAUGGUGACCUUCAUUGCCGUCAUUUUCAUCAUCUGUGCUGUACCUCCUACCGUAUUCUUUAUGUUUAUGGCGAUAGAACCAGAUUUCCGUUUCGACGAUACAUAUUAUAAAAACCUAUGUCAAACCGUCUGGUCUUUAACGUUUUUAACAGAAACUGUCAACUCCAGUGUGAAUAUGUUUGUGUAUCUGAAAAUGAGUUCGAAAUACCGAGCAGAAUUUCUGAAAACGUUUUGGGGGAAGUAAUGUGCUAACUAGAAAAAGGAAAAAGAAAAUAAAUCUUGAUAACUGUCUAGAAAGGUACAGCAAAAAUAAACUCUGGGUACAAAUAUACUAGGUCUCGUUCAGUCAAAAAGAACAAAUAGACUUAGGAAAACAAUGGUCUCCAGGCAAUAUUUGAUUUGAACUUCCGUUUCCUGUUUUUUCCCCCUUUUAGAUCAGAAGCUCGAGUGUCAGCUUAUAAUUUUUUUGGCUACAGUUCUAAAAUAGUUUAUCUUGUAGCGUGCUAUUGCCAAUGAUUGUCUAGUUGUCCACAGUUGAUUCGUUCUUCAGUGUAACAAUCUACUAAACGAGAA